AUUUGGACUUAUAUCCUAAUGAUCCUGGAAAAUUUCCGGAAGUUAUUACAAAUGAAAUGCUCACUUAUUUCAUGCAGUAUGAACCAUGUCAGCCCCUUCCAUGGGAACUUCCCAACAAAUGUUUCCCAACCUCAAAAGAUAAUCAUGGCGUUUGUAGAAAGUUCCAUGAAUCAUAUUAUUAUAACACAUUACCAAAUGGAUCUUUAGUUAAACGUACCUGGUUGUCUUACUCUGUGUCGAUGAACAAAGUAUACUGUAUAUCUUGUAAAUUGUUUGGCCUCCCCAAGGCAAAAAAGUUACUAUUGGCUCAUAAAGGAACUAAUGAUUGGAAACAUUUAAAAAGAAACCUUGACAACCAUGCUCAUACGACUGAACAUCUACAAGCUGAGAUAAGCCGGGGGUUAUUUUCUAAAAAUGUUAGAAUUGACUUAAAACUGCUUCAUUCUCAUCAUCAAAAAAUAUCAGAAAAUAGAGAAGUUCUUAGAGCUAUUAUAAAAGUUUUGUUAUUUUCAGCCAGACAAAAUAUUGCACUAAGAGGUCAUAAUGAGUCAUUUAUGUCCCAAAAUCAAGGCAAUUUCAUAGAGAUGUUGAAACUUAUUGGAGAAUAUCAUGGGCCUCUAAUGAAUCAUUUAAAUAAAAAUUCUCUUUUGAAAAUUAUGGGAAAUCAAGUUCGGUUAUCUAUAAUUAAAGAAUUGAAGGACAGUGGAUUAUUUGCUGUUAUAAUAGAUACCACUACUGAUGUUGCUAACAUAGAGCAAUUUACUUUUGUAGUGAGAUAUAUACAUGAAGGUAAACCAUAUGAACGAUUAUUGAGCUUAGAAGCAGCUACUGAUGCGACCGGAAAAGGAAUGUUUGAUACUUUUUGUCGUAUUACCGAUAAUUAUCAAAUUAAUUGGAAAAAAAAUCUUUGUGCCCAGUCAUAUGAUGGAGCUGCUUCAAUGCAAGGGGAGUAUUCUGGUUUGAGAACGUUUAUCCAAAAUGAAAACCCACAAGCUGUAUACGUCUGGUGCUUUGCUCAUAUAAUGAAUUUAGUAAUAGUUGACACUUUAGACUAUACUACAGACAUAAGGAUUUUUUUUGGAGAAUUACAAGGCUUAGUAAGCUACAUGAGAGCUAGAAAACGUACAGCAACAUUUUAUGAAUGCCAAAAGAAUUUAAAUGUUGGACCCAAAUCUAAGGACCGAAUUCGCAAGAUAAAAAAUUUUUCCGAUACCAGAUGGACGUCACAUGACCGUGUAAUUUCUGUGAUUCAUGACAAAAUAUUUUCAAUUACAACUCCUACAUCGUGUUACUUGCAAUCUAAAAACAUUGAUUUUAUUCAAGCUUUACAACUAAUAGACAAUGCUAAAGAACAAUUAGUUUCACUUCGUUCUGAUGAAAAGUUCAAUGAUCUAGCUGAAGACUCUAAACAAUUUGCUAUUGAUCAUAAUUUACCAGAAUCAAAUUUUAAGGAGUCUCGUAUACGUAAAAAAAAGAAAAUGCCUGGUGAACAAGCAAAUGAUGAAAUAAUUAGUUCAGCGUCAGAAAGAUUCAAAAUCAACACUUAUUUCAAUGCAUUGGAUCAAAUCAUAACAUCAAUUACUAACAGAUAUAAUGGAGCUCGAGAAAUUUUGAAAGAUUUAUCACUUCUCUCAACAAAUCGAUUAAUAGAAGUUUCCAAAUCUCCAAAUGUAUUGCCCAUAGACUCAUUUCUUUAUUUAUCACAAUGGAUAAAAGACAUAAAUGUAAAAAAACUGAAAAAUGAAUAUAUUAUAUUCAGCAAAAAUUUCACUGAACUUAUAAGUGGUAUAACACUACCAGAAAAACUUCAUUCUAUUGAAACUGAAAUAUCAGAAAAUAUGUUGGGUACGGAUUUAGAUGAUGAAUCAUCAGAUGAUGAAAUGAGUAUUGAAGAGAAUAGCAAAAAUGAUGGACCAACUGCGUUGGAAAUAAUGCAUCUUCUUUCUACUCAUGAUUUGAAGUCAGCAUUUCCUAAUUUGUACUUAGCUUAUCAAGGAUUAUGUACUAUGCCCGCAUCAUCAGCUUCAGCUGAAAGGAGCUUUUCAAAGGUUAAACUCAUUAAAACACGACUACGCUCAACAAUGGGGCAAUCUAGAUUGGAAAGUUUAUUGAUUCUUUCCUGUGAGAGAGAUAAGAAAAUAAAUAUUGAAGAUGCAAUUAAUACUUUUGGAAAUUCAUCAAGUCUUCUUAAAAAAUGUCUAAUGUAUUCUUAG
Molecule: messenger RNA, 2213 nt
Organism: Diuraphis noxia (Russian wheat aphid)
Lineage: Eukaryota; Metazoa; Arthropoda; Insecta; Hemiptera; Aphididae
Source: RefSeq, a predicted model, not a curated record